Gadus morhua (Atlantic cod) is the source of this 1405-nucleotide messenger RNA. It is a transcript of the gene mrps5, whose product is annotated as mitochondrial ribosomal protein S5. Gene Ontology annotation, cellular component: ribosome. The transcript is spliced from 12 exons. The coding region runs from base 31 to 1188 and encodes 385 amino acids. The record is from RefSeq and is a predicted model, not a curated record. NCBI's taxonomy places the organism in Eukaryota, Metazoa, Chordata, Actinopteri, Gadiformes, Gadidae. Gene Ontology annotation, biological process: translation. Gene Ontology annotation, molecular function: RNA binding; structural constituent of ribosome.
CGUCCUCCUGAAGGACCCCACAGAUCCAACAUGGCGGCCUCCGUGCGGGCUUGUUUUGCCCUCCGUUUCUCACUCGGAGCUCCCCUCCAGGCCAGCGGGGCUGCUGUGGUUCUUGGCUCUCUCCAGCGGACCCUCCUCCAGCCAGUCAGGCAUGGAAGCUUCUUCAACAAGUUAACAGCCGAUGAGCUGUGGCGGGGGGUCCUGGCAGAGACGGGGGCCGGCGCCCGGAAGGGCCGCGGGAAGAGGACCAAACGCAAGAUGAAGACCGACCUCAACAGGGGCCAAAACAUCGGAGAGGGGAGGGCGGGCUUCCUGUGGCCUGGGCUGAACGCCCCGGUGUUCCGGGCCGGAGCGCCGCAGGCCGUCUCCAGACGGGGGGACGCAGAGCAGCUAGAGAUGCAGGCAGAACUAGUGCGUUCCAGAGAUGAGUGGGAGAAGAGGAGGAGGAUGAAGGUGAAGAGAGGAAGAGGAUGGACCGGAAACUCCUGGGGGGGCAUCAGUCUGGGGGCCCCGGACCCUGGGCCAAAUGGGGAGUCAUUUGAAGACUUUGAUUCACGUGUGAUUGAGGUGAAGAGUGUUUUCAACAUGACAGCCAAGGAGGGGAGGAAGAGGUCCAUCAGCUGUCUGGUGGCCGUGGGCAACGGCAACGGGGCAGCAGGGUUUGCUCUCGGUAAAGCAGCUGACAGGACAACAGCCCUGAGAAAGGCGAAGAAUCGAGCGGUCCACUACCUGUACUACAUCGAGAGAUACGACAACCACACCAUUUAUCACGACAUUGAAUCUACGUUUAAGAAGACGACCCUCCGCAUGAAGAAGCAGCACCAAGGUUACGGUCUCCACUGCCACCGGGCGGUCAUCACUAUGUGUAAACUGAUGGGGAUUCAGGACAUGUACUGCAAGGUGGACGGCUCCACCAACCUGCUGAACAUCACUAGGGCCCUGUUCACCGGCCUAGCCAAUCAGGAGACCCACCAGUCGCGGGCCGACCGGCAGCGCCUGAACGUGGUGGAGUUCCAGGGGGAGCGGGGGCCCCUCCCCCUGCUGGUGGCGCGGCCGGAGGGCGGGGCCCGGCCCGACGCGGAGCCCCAGGACCACGCCCCGGACGCCCGGCUGCACUGGGCCGACGUGCGCGUGGCGCAGGGCUCCAAGCGCUCCGUCUGGGCCUCGGCCAAACGCACCAUCUGGUAACCACGACGACGCCGCAUCAGGACCGCCCAGGAGACGGGGCCACUGGGGACCUGGACUGCCCCUGACAUCGUCAUGACGACAGGACAUGACGUUUCAUGACGACGUGUCAUGACGUACAACCACCAACAUACAAAGAGGUUAAAACAGAAAUGAGAGGAUGUUCCAAUGUCAUAUUCUGGGUCAAACCUGAACACAAUAAAACAUGCCACAGUUUCAA